AUGAAGGCAUGGAUGAUAUUGAUGUUGGUGAUUUGUGUCUCUAUGAUUGUGGGGCAAUCAGAAGCUGCCAAAGGCCGAAAGUAUUUAAAUCCAGGCGUGAUUAACCCGUGUCUUGGCCCUAAUCCUCCAGCAGGAUGCCAUCCUCAUGGUUCUCAGAAUAAGCCUCGUGUCCCUGUUAACAGUUAUCGUCGUGGUUGCAGUUAUUAUAACCGGUGCAAACGUAGCCCAUAA
This is a messenger RNA of Eutrema salsugineum, 231 nucleotides long. Its product is annotated as protein RALF-like 26. The transcript has a single exon. The coding region runs from base 1 to 231 and encodes 76 amino acids. The record is from RefSeq and is a predicted model, not a curated record. Lineage: Eukaryota; Viridiplantae; Streptophyta; Magnoliopsida; Brassicales; Brassicaceae.